AAUUAAAUCGAAUGUCUGACCGCCACUUGUACGGAUCGGAUCACAGCUAUCUCAGCUCAAAACCGUCAUGCUCGAGCUGUCGGCGACAAUCCUCGACAUCACAGAAGAAUGAGUGUAUGACGAAUCCCGGCUCAAUCGUGCUCACACAAAGAUGGACGGUCUGUAAUUUCGAGAGCCUGCUCAAGCUCAGUAGACCCGGAAGUUGCCUGAGAAGCACAGUUUUUAAAGACGACGCGGUGCCAGAUGCUUGCUGGCAAUUAUGCCUCUACCCAGGAGGAAAACGAGAGGAAAACGCCAACAACGUCUCGCUAUUCCUGAAAAUGUCUGCAACAUCGCCAUCGAAAGAGGUCGUUUUGAAAGCAGAAUACAGAUUCUAUUUCCUCGAUGACAAUGAUGAGCCAAAGUUCAGUAAUGUUAAUGUUGGAGAAUUCCACGCAAAACCGCCAAAAGGAGGUCAUUCUUGGGGUCUUCGGAAUAUCCCAACUCAAAAAGUGCAGAAUAGUAUCCGUCAGGACAAAUCGCUGGUGAUCUCGUGUCAUAUUGAGCUGAUUCCUGAUGCUUCAAAGGUUCCGUGCAAACGAGUUCCAAUUACACCGUCCAUAGAGAUGCCAUUCGCUCAGAUACCGAGAGCACAUGUGGAAAGUGAACUGGAAAUGCUUGCCAGCGGCGACGGAACAGACAUGACAAUCGUGGCGGGACCACUUGACGGAGAACGUGAACAGUUUCGUGUACACGCGUACAAGCUUCGCGCGCACUCUGACGUCUUCCAGAUGAUGCUCAGCCAUACGGAGAUGCGUGAGAAUCAGGAGAAACGAAUCGAGAUUUUGGAUUUCUCGCCGACAUCUGUCCGAGCGAUGGUUGAAUUCAUAUACGCUGGAGUCAUCAAAUCGGAUAUCGACGUUUAUCAGGCGGUCGAUGUGAUGCAAAUCGCCGAAAAAUAUCAGAUUUUGGCGCUGAAAAUGACCUGUGAGCAGCAUUUGUUGGACCGGCUCAAUGUGAAUAAUGUGCUCGAGUGUAUUACACAUGCGGAACGAUAUAAUACUGAUGUUUUGUAUGAUGCUUGCGUUGAUUUUGCAAUCCACAAUCGUCAACAUGUAAUGGCUCUGACGUCAUGGCGCAACUUCAUCAGCGAUGAGCCGGUUUUGGCGAGCAACUUGCUGGAAAAGAUGGUGAAAUCGAACGAUAACUCGUCACCGCCGGUCAAGAAACCUCGUGUUUAGCAGCUAAUUCUUUUUCAAAAUCCGCUCUUUUUCAUAGAUACUUUCUAGUCAUACUUCUCUCUCCUCUAAAUCCCCCAAUUCUGAACUCUUUCUCGAAAAAUUCGCUGUGAUUUUCUCACUCUCAUUCUCCGUCGUCGUCUCUCAUUCGUUUUAUCCACCUCUUAAACCAUUUUUUCAAUUUUGCAACCGCCUCAACAAUUUGUGUGUGUGUUUCGCCUUUUUUGCAUAUACCGCUUCAUCGGCGACAGUUCCCCCUCACAAAUCCCC
Caenorhabditis elegans is the source of this 1487-nucleotide messenger RNA. RefSeq names its product BTB and MATH domain-containing protein 40 (gene bath-40). Gene Ontology annotation, biological process: protein ubiquitination. Lineage: Eukaryota; Metazoa; Nematoda; Chromadorea; Rhabditida; Rhabditidae. The coding region runs from base 12 to 1220 and encodes 402 amino acids. The record is from RefSeq and is marked reviewed. The transcript has 4 exons.